UGUCCGUUUUGAAGUAGAACUGACGUUAACGACUUAACCCUCUUUCUCUCUCCUUACUGGUAACCUCUUUACCCUAUUUCUCUUUCCUUACUGGUAACCUCUUCCUGACUCUCAAGGUUGGAAUCGAAUCCGUAAAGCGGUGCAUCGCAGUUAUGGAUGGCGUAAUUGCAAAAGCGCAGUUAUUGAUGGCUUAAUUGCAAAAGAGCAGUUAUUGUUGUCCGGAUAAGUUACUGGGGUAGUAGGUGUGUUGGUUUAAUUGCAAAAUUGUUGUAUCUUUGUCCGGAUACAGUCCAGGCCGCACUAAUCGUUUGUUGUUGGUUUUGCUGUUGGUGUUGCUGUUGGGUUUUCAUCGAAUUUCCGAUUGCAUACCUGAUCAUCAGCUGUUGGAAGUCGGUGGAGGAGUCGUGGAAUUAGAGGGAUAUUCGAAAACCCUAGAUUAAGGGUAGAAUGUAUGGGUGGAAGGAGAUGUUUGAAACGUAAAAGGAGUGCUAUCUUGAAAGACAAUUUGCAAGAGGUUGAUUAUUACACACCAACUCCUUUGAAGGUUCUAACUGAGGACAUUUAUAAGGAUGAUUCAUUAAUUGUUGGCAGUCAAAUUAAAGCAAGAGGGUAGGUGUUAUUGGCAAGGAAUAGAGCUAGUAGUCGGCCACCUAACACUAGCUGUCGUAUUGAGACCUUUGGAAGAAUUUGCCAAAAUUUUGAUGAUUGGAGAAUUCGAUGGGUUGGAGAAAUGGGGUUUGGUGGUCUUUUACACUUUGCAGGAGACAUGCAUCUCCCAAGGCAGCUGUCUUACUGAUUAAUGACUCGAAUUGAUACUCUCAAUAGUAAUUUAAGAGGUGUAGAUGGUAGAUUGUUCAACAUUUCAAAGAACCAAGUACACUGGGUCCUAGGUAUUCCUAACAGGGGAUUUGUUGUUCCAACUUACAAAUCAUUGUCACAAGAGGGCAAGCUUAAGAUUAUAGACAUAAUGGGUAGGUAUGGCAAAUCAUGGAAUAGUAAAUCAACCAAGACUAGUAGACACUACAAAACAGAGGGAAUACAUGUUAAUAGGCAAUUAAUGGAUGGGGUAGAGGGGCAUUGGCAGGAACAUGAGGAAGAUGAGUUCAAGAUGUUGUUCUUACUACUGUCAUUGGAGAUGUUGUUAUGCCCGACACAAUCCUCUAGGCUAGCGUCCGAUCUUGUUCCUUCAUUGACAUGUGCCCCUAGGGCUGUGGAGUAUGACUGGUGUUGUCUUGUGUUGAAGAAGCUGAUGGAUAGUGUUGCUGCAUUUUCACGUAGAUAUUACUCGAGUGGUUUUGCUAGUGGGUGUGGUGGUUGCCUUAUUUUUGUCGUGGUUAUGUAUUUGGAUCAUCUUAAUAGGAAACCUGUGGAAUGGGGCGUUUUUACGAGGCUGGAAGUCUGGAACAUGAACCAGAUUCGGAGGGCUAUAAAGGAUGAUCGCAAACCAGAUGGUGGUGAUUUUGGCCAACUUGGUACCUUGGAUGUUGCCUAUGGAGAACGACAUCCUAGAUUAGCAAGGGACACAGAUGGGCCUGCGUAGUGUAAUGAGGUGUUGACCGUGUAUAAGCUUUCGCAAAUGAAGAAGCCUACACCCAGGCGUGUCUCGGCCACUAAGAACCUUAGGUAGUACAAGGGACAAGAUGUAUGUAUGAUGUCCGACCCUGCCAAUAUUAAGGAUGUUGAAUUUAAACUUGGUUGCUGUUUGAAAAUCGAACAAUUGAAGAGGUAAAAAUGAAUUUUAUGAGCUGAUUAUUUAGAACCGGAAUCUAACUCAGUUACUUAUUAUUUUGCUUAUUUUGCUUAUUCACAAGGUGAUGGCCUUUGAUUUUUAUAUAGUCUGUUCAUCUUACUUCUAGAUCUAA
Messenger RNA from Chenopodium quinoa (quinoa), 1862 nucleotides. RefSeq lists its product as uncharacterized. The transcript has 8 exons. The coding region runs from base 800 to 1540 and encodes 246 amino acids. The record is from RefSeq and is a predicted model, not a curated record. NCBI's taxonomy places the organism in Eukaryota, Viridiplantae, Streptophyta, Magnoliopsida, Caryophyllales, Amaranthaceae.